ACUCACUAGAGAGACAAGUUAAUGAUAUGUCAAUUCACUUAAAUAUCUCAUAUUUACUUUAUUUUCUCACCGAUAAAUUGUUUUAAUUAUUUUAGAAUCAAUAUUUUGUGCGGAUUUUGAGAAACAAAAAAUAAUUUUUGUGUUCAAAGUGCGGAAGUUGAGCAUUGUUGCUGGUGAAGCAAAACAAAAGAACGUUGUCCAGCAUUUUGUAUUUCAGUUGAGGUUCAUCUAUCCAAGCUGUCACUAUGGCCGAAGCUUUCAAAAUCGGCGAUUUCGUUUGGGCAAAAAUGAAAGGGUUCCCUCCAUGGCCUGGCCGGGUAUCUAACCCACCCAAAGACCUCAAAAAUCCCAAAGGUGGUAAAAAAUCAGUAUCUCACUGUAUUUUCUUCUUUGGCAGCAAAAACUACGCCUGGAUUGAAGAAAACAACCUGAAGCCUUAUACAGAUUACAAGGAAACGCUCGUCAAAGGGAACAAAUCAGGUGUCUUCCGCGAGGCAGUUGAAGCUAUCGAAGAAUUCAUUAAAAACAAGGGAGAGAGCGUUCAGGAAGACCCAGAUGAUGUGUUCAACAGAUUGGUGGAAUCUGCCGACAAAAAUAAGACGAAACCAAAGCCAAAGAAGGACCUGUCGCAGAAAUGGGAUAGCAAAUCGCCGGCGUCGAAACGUGAAUCGUCGCCCCAGCCGACAGCCGCCAAACGGAAACGCACGAAGCGCUCUUCGUCGUCGGCCGAGGGAGACGGCGACAAGUCAUCCGCCUACGAGGAGGCCAACGGCGACGACUCGCCGUCCCUCUCAACGCCCUCACACCGGCUCACUUCCACCACCCCUUCUACCUCCAGCCACAUGUCUUCCUUCCGCAAGGGUCCGCGCGCCUCCAAUCUCCUUGAACGGCCGUCGAACAUUAUGCGACCUGUGACUCCUCCACUUGACCUUGAGAACGUGUCGGAAACCCUGAAAGAGAAGAACAUCAAACCUUCGGCGCUGAGGUUCGGCUUCCUUGGGCUCGGCAUCAUGGGAUCGGGCAUCGUCAAGAAUCUGCUCAACUCGGGACACUCGGUGAUCGUGUGGAACCGGACUCCAGAUAAGUGCAAGGACUUUGUAAAAGUUGGAGCGGAGGAGGGACUCACACCCUCAGAUGUGGUUCAGAUGUCAGACAUCACAUUCUCUUGUGUAGCGGAUCCUCAGGCUGCCAAAGAUAUGGUAUUUGGUAACUGUGGAGUCCUGCCGGAAGCUGGCCCAUCGAAGGGAUACGUCGAAAUGACUGGCAUCGACGCAGAAACCUCACAGGAUAUUGCUGAGGCGAUAAUGGGCAAAGGAGGGCGGUACUUGGAGGCGCAGGUGCAGGGCAGCAAGACACAGGCGGAGGAGGGGACUCUGGUGAUAUUGGCUGCCGGUGAUCGCUCUCUCUUUGACGACUGCCAGUCCUGCUUCGAGGCCAUGGGCAACAAUUCAUUCUACCUUGGUGAGGUUGGAAAUGCAAGCAAAAUGAACUUGGUACUGCAGCUAAUGGCCGGGGUGACACUGGCUGGAUUGGCCGAGGGCAUGGCACUGGCUGACAGGGCUGGACUGCAACAGAGAGAUGUCCUGGAAGUGAUGGAGCUGACCUCAAUCGCAUGUCCCACAAUCAUCGACAAGUGCAAGGCGAUCAUUGAGGGAGAGUUCAACACUCACCUGCCACUGCAGCACAUGCAGAAGGACCUGAAGCUGUCAUUGUCGCUUGGUGACCAGCUGGAACAACCCCUGCCACUGACUGCAACCGCCAACGAGGUGUUCAAGCAUGCCAAGCGGCUUGGCUAUGGCUCACAUGAUGCCUCUGCUGUCUACAUCCGAGCUCGGUUCUAAGAAUUGGCACCCAAUGUGGGACCUGGACUCAAUUGGUGCCCAAAGUGGGGCCUGAUAACUACUGUUGGUGAAAAGGUUUCAAACUAUGACCUGUAUGACCAACUACAAUGUCUUAUAGAAUGGUUUAUGAAUGUUUUAAGAUUAUCAUUGAUUAAUUAAAAUCUAUUUUUGGUUGGUGGCCUUAAAUCUACAAGGUCAUGGCAAAUGUUUUAAGAGAACCAUCAAUACAUUAUAAAUAUGAUGUUAUUUAUAGAAAUGAUGUGGUUGAAUGGGUUUCAAACUUGUUUUUAAUUGGUUGUCUUCAAGUGUGAAGCUAACUUGUGACUGACUCUGGCCUUCAUCUCUAAGGCUAAAAGUACAAGGUCUAGUAGAUUGAAUAAUGAAUGUUUUAAGAGAAUCAUUGAUUAAAUACAAAUAAUAUUAUGUUAUAUAUAAAUGAUGUUUGAAUGGAUUUGAGCUGUUGCAAUAUAGGAUAAUUACCUUAUCAAGUAGCAGGGAAAUAUGUCAUGAAUUAUUAUUAUUAUAUUAAAUGUGUGAGAUUUUUAUCAUUGAGGAAACCUUCAGGGGUUGCUUUCACCCGAAAAAUUCGAAGUAUUUUGAAAUUUCAAAUUGAUAUUGUUAUAAAGAUGUGCCUGAUUAGUAAGAGAGUGGAAGUUUGUAGUUUGGGGCAAAGGCUUGAAUUUUUUAUUCUCUGUUGAUGAUUUACAUUUCUUGUAAUAAAUCGUUUUUCUAUUUCUGUGAGGUAAAAUGUAUUGGCAACCUCCUAAAAUAUAAAUAGAACUCUUACAGAAUUAAAGUUGAAUGAAAUAUGAAUUUAUUGGAAUUUUUAAAUUAGAUUGAUGAUUUUGAGGUGAAUUUAGUUUGAAGAUAGGGCUUAAGAUAGAGUUGCAUUGAACAAUUGAAAUAAAGAUAGGACAAGAUACCAAAGUGGUUGGAGUGCAUCAUCUAUGAAGAUUUAUUACUGCUUCUUUUUUAGAAAUCUGAAUUUGCAUAGAUGAUAGAAUGGAUGUAGUUUUGCUACAGAGGGUAGACACAUUUUUUGGGAUGUUUCAAUUUUUCAACUUUGUUAUAGUUUGAUUGCAUUUUAAAACAAAUCAAUGGUAAACCCCCUGCUCAAAUGUAAUGGUGUGAAAGAUCAGGACUGCAAAAUAGUUUAUUUUUUGUGUUAAGUUUAUUUUGUUAUUGAUUUUGACCAACUUGUGAAACAGAACUUUACCGUUUUUCAAAAUGUGACUGCUGAUCAAAUGAAUAGAAUUGGUAUUGGCUAUGAUCAAGUAGUAAGAUUGUAAUACAAUUUGAAGUAAAAAAUAAAACUGAAAAACUUUUGAGUUUGUUAUUUGAAUUUUGACUGGCUUUUGAUUAUUAGCCUUUCAGAAUCACUGUAAAUAAAUUUUCAUAAUUUUAUAUCUACAGUAAUGUUGAUAUGAUGGUAAACAAAAAAAGAUAGCUGAACUCCAAUCUUCCAAAGAAUGAGAAUUGUGUAAUUGUAACCUCUGAAUUGGGACAAAAAAACAUGAAAAGUUUUUCUCUGCUGACAGUUGGAAGUGUUUUCCAGAAAUGAAAUUAUUUUAUCAAACAAUUAUCACACUGUUUGAAAAAUAAAUUAUUCGAUUCGUUUGAAGCUAGAAUAUUGGCAGAAUACACUUGAUUUUCUACAGGUAAUGGUCAAAAAUAUAUUUUUACAAUAAUUAGGUACUCAAGAAAUUAGGUAUAAAUACUAUGGUGUGUUGAAUUCGAUCUAGUUUGAAGUAUUUCGUAGAUCUAAAAGUAAACGCUUAUUUUCUUUAAGCUUCACGUAGAAUAUUUGUUUUAAAUUAUUCUAUUCUCUCUUCCAAAUAACCACAAAUAAAUUUUAAUUCGUUGUAAAUUGUAUUGAAUCUAAGUAUACAUUAUUGCGUGUUGUAAACAUUUUUUUAUCCUAAUCAACGGACUACAAGUUUUUUAUUGAAACUCUUUUACAACUAAAAACUGAAAUAUUGACUAUUGGAAUCUAAUAUGUGAAUGGAUUUUAUAAGUGCAAUCAUUUCAUGUUAGAUUCUCAAAUAUUCUUUAUCAUGCAUGAAACAUACAUUUAUAUUAUAAGUUUCAAAAAUCAUUGUAGUAGAGGAUUUAAAGUCCUCAAGUUGGUUUUAUGUUUGAAAUUUUAUCAUGGUGAAAUUUAUGUGCUUUUAUCCUUUUUAAGUUAUUGUAAUAUGCUCUAAUAUUGUUCUCAUGAACUGUUAUAAUCAAUAUUUCAAUUCUCAGCACUGAUAACACUUACAAAUUUCAAUAAAUCACAGAUAUUGCUCUCUUAAUACAGUAGGAUUCUAAUAAUCCGAACUAAUUAGUACCAUUAUUUUAAUAUUAUCAACCAAAUUAACAUUGUUUAUAUCGAUCUUCAUUGAACAUUACAAAUUGAUAAAUUAUCAACAGUUUGUACUUGCUGCAUGUACCAACUAUUAAGUACCGUACUAAUUCUGUUCAAUAAAUUCAUAAAGAUCUUUUUCAAUUUUCAAAAAUUAAUUUUUUGGAGCAUCACGUUCGGAUUAUUAGAGUUGUAUUGUCACCAAUCAUUGAAUUUUAAAUCCAUUUUUAUUUCAAAUAAUGCUAUUUGUCACUAAAAUCUGUUGAAUUUGUGACUCCUACAUAUCAGCUUUAUUGCCUCAGUUCUAUACCAACACAAUAAUCUCAUUAUUUUAUUCAAACUUCUACAAAGUUAGUUUCCAAGUCCUAAAAAAAUCUAGCAGUGUUGGUUGAUUGAUACUAAUAUCUUCACAACAUGUACAAUCAUAAUUUCCCCAGAAUGUUUCUAUUGAAAGCAUAUAGUACCUUACUGCUUCUUAUUGAUAUAAUUAAAUCAACUUUUUGGCAGUUGUUUGAUACCAUAUUAAUAAUCACAACUAGCUCUCUAAGAAAUUAUAGAGUGGCACACCCAUUGGUCCUGUAAAAUAUAAUCAUUUUCGUAUUAUAGUUUGUAUUUACUUUUUUAAACUUCUAAUAUUUUAUACUAGAUAACGAUGAUUUAACUGUUUUUCUUAAUUGUAUUAGCAUUAUUGUUUCAGCAACAGAUCAAUAAAGUACACUGUAAAAUAAGAAA
Nilaparvata lugens (brown planthopper) is the source of this 4917-nucleotide messenger RNA. RefSeq names its product putative oxidoreductase GLYR1 homolog (gene Ndf). The record is from RefSeq and is a predicted model, not a curated record. Gene Ontology annotation, molecular function: NAD binding; oxidoreductase activity, acting on the CH-OH group of donors, NAD or NADP as acceptor; NADP binding. Bases 246 to 1841 code for a protein of 531 amino acids. The transcript has 11 exons. Lineage: Eukaryota; Metazoa; Arthropoda; Insecta; Hemiptera; Delphacidae.